Ilex paraguariensis (yerba mate) is the source of this 2176-nucleotide messenger RNA. The record is from the annotation of a GenBank genome assembly. NCBI's taxonomy places the organism in Eukaryota, Viridiplantae, Streptophyta, Magnoliopsida, Aquifoliales, Aquifoliaceae.
AUGGCGGGUCACUGUCGGGCUGUCAGUUGGGCUAGCCUUAGUGGGCCUUUAACGAGGAAACCUUCUUACAAGGCAUCAUGGACCUAUAUGGCUGAGAGUGACCCAUCAGUACCACCGCAGGUCCAGACCUUCUGGCAAUGGCUCCGGGAAGAAGGAGUGGUCUCCUCUAAGACUCCGGUGAGACCAGGUGUCGUACCGGAAGGUUUAGGAUUGGUUACCCAGAGAGAUAUUGCUAAAACGGAGAGAGAAGCUGGGGGAAGACUCCCAAUGGCGACAUUAUAUAGACAUUCUUCCAGAGUAUACCAAUUCUACUAUAUAUUGUGCAGGUCAGAAGAGGAGCUUUCCGAGAUUCAAGGAACCCAACUACUGAGCACAACAUUGGAUGUGAAAAAAUAUGUUCAGAGUGAAUUUCUGAAAGUGAAAAAAGAAGUCAUACUUCCUAACUGGCAGCUUUUCCCUUUUCCUAUUUCAUUGGAUGACUUCUUUUGGGCAUUUGGGAUAAUCAGAUCAAGGGCAUUUUCCCGUCUUCGUGGUCAAAGUCUUGUUUUGAUCCCACUUGUGGACUUGAUCAAUCACAGCCACACCGUAACCACAGAAGAUCAUGCCCAUGAGAUUCCAGGACCAGCAGGUCUUUUCUCCUGGGAUCUCCUGUUUUCUUUACGGAGCCCAGCACCAGUCAAGGCUGGUGAGCAGGUAUUUAUCCAAUACAAUUUGAAAAAGAGCAAUGCUGAGUUCGUUUUGGACUAUGGAUUUGUAGAUUUAAUGCCAAACCGCGAUAAAUAUAUGCUAACAUUAAAAAUAUCUGAGUCAGACCCAUAUUUUGGGGACAAGCUGGACAUUGCGGAGUCUAAUGAUCUGGGACAAACUGCCUGCUUCGAUAUCAUAUUGGAUCGUCCUCUUCCACCAACAAUGUUUCCUUAUCUGCGCCUCAUAGCUCUUGGGGGAUCAGAUGCUUUCCUUCUGGAAUCAUCUUUCACAGACUCUGUUUGGCACCACCUUGAAUUGCCUGUUAGUCGCGCCAACGAGGAGCUCCUCUGUCGAAGCGUUCAGCACGUGUGCAAAUCCGCACUUUCUGGUUAUCAUACCACCCUCGAAGAGGUAACUAUUCAUCCUUGUUCACAUUGCUUCUAAGGAUUCAUUGUUCUGCAAUGUCAUCACUCCUUGCUAUACUGCCUAUGGAUAUAAAUAGAGAUCUGUUACACUAAAUUUACACAUCCUCUGGACUCAAAAUAAUGAAUAAUGAGCAUCACUUAAAUGAUCCAGUUUAAGCUGCAUACUAAUCUUCCUGGUAGAACCCCUGAGGUUGCAUUUGUUUUCUUUUCUUUGUUUCUGUUGAUAUCAUGUUGUCUAAUUGUUUAUUCAUUUUUUUCCAUUAUCUUACAAGUUUACUGUAUUUACAGUGAUGGUAUGCUUGUUUGCUUUAAAUAUCUGAAGUUAGAACCCGAAGAUUUUGUUUCAGUAACUAGAUGCUCAAAGCUUUUACUUACGAAAUAAUGAAGUAAAUUGUAGGAUGAGAAAUUGAAGGAAGAAGGAAACCUCGAUCCAAGGCUUGAGAUAGCAGUUGGGAUAAGGGCAGCGGAGAAGAAGGUGUUGCAACAAAUUGAAACGAUCUUUAACGAGAGGGAACUAGGAUUGGAUGGAUUGGAAUAUUACCAUGAUAGGAGACUGAAAGAGCUUGGUCUGGUUGGGGAGCAAGGUGAAAUCAUCUGUCAGCCUAAGUAGGAUACCAUUUACUCCACAUGGUUUUGUUAAUGUGCGGUGAUCGAGAGACAAUUUCAUCACAGGUCCUAAAUGAACAAUAUGUUUGUUACUCGACCCUUUCGAGAUCUCAAGGAGUGGAAAGAAGGGAACAGCUCACAAACAUCUUUUCUUAAUUUGUACUGCAUCACCUCCACCAAGUUAUACCAAGUUGAGCUUCACAUGCUACAAGUAGCAGUCAUAGUUUCAUGGAUUCUUUCAAUGUUUUCCAAAUUCCUAUGGCUUUGAACUACUCAUAUGUUUCCUGCUUUCCCAGAAAUUUUUCACUUUCGGGACGAUUUGUUGUAUGAUGCACUCUCUGUAAAGUUAGCAACCAAGUUACUCUUCAUUUUUUCUUUUGCAUAGACAAUAAUAACUGAUGGGUCCAGUUUAGAAAUGCAAACCAGGUCCAAACCAGGUCCAGUUCAAAUAUAUAGGU